GUCGCCCAUUCGGAUGCAGAGUUCUGCUGGAGGUGUCCUAUUUUCAUUUGCUGUCUAUCGGAAGAUUCAGCAGAGAACGGCAAAAGCAAGAACUACGUCUAACCGGGCCAUGUGCUUCCAUUAGGGCAGUUUUGUGAAGAAAAUUUGUCUGGAGCUCACCUUUAACUGGAAAACAAGAAGCCCUUCGCGCCUCGCCUCGAGAAUCGCUUUGCUUCCCCACUAGGUGGAGGCGCGCCCCCUCCACGAGGCUCUUCUCCCGGUCCCGCCAUGGCCUUCACGUUUGCUGCCUUCUGCUACAUGCUCUCUCUGGUGUUGUGCGCCGCUCUGAUCUUCUUCGCCAUCUGGCAUAUAAUUGCAUUUGAUGAGUUAAAGACAGACUUCAAGAGUCCUAUAGACCAGUGUAACCCAACACAUGCGAGAGAGCGGUUGAGAAACAUUGAACGGAUCUGCUUUCUUCUGAGAAAGUUAGUGUUGCCAGAAUAUUCCAUUCAUAGCCUCUUCUGCAUAAUGUUUCUGUGUGCUCAAGAAUGGUUAACUCUGGGCUUGAAUAUUCCUCUGCUUUUCUAUCAUUUCUGGAGGUAUUUCCAUUGUCCAGCAGACAGCACAGAGCUAGCAUAUGACCCACCUGCGGUGAUGAAUGCAGAUACCUUGAGUUACUGUCAAAGGGAAGCCUGGUGUAAACUAGCUUUCUAUCUCCUCUCAUUCUUCUACUAUCUGUACUGCAUGAUCUACGCCUUAGUGAGUUCCUAA
Messenger RNA from Candoia aspera, 750 nucleotides. RefSeq names its product cornichon family AMPA receptor auxiliary protein 3 (gene CNIH3). Lineage: Eukaryota; Metazoa; Chordata; Lepidosauria; Squamata; Candoiidae. The record is from RefSeq and is a predicted model, not a curated record. Gene Ontology annotation, cellular component: endoplasmic reticulum membrane; COPII-coated ER to Golgi transport vesicle; synapse. The coding region runs from base 268 to 750 and encodes 160 amino acids. The transcript is spliced from 6 exons. Gene Ontology annotation, biological process: endoplasmic reticulum to Golgi vesicle-mediated transport; regulation of AMPA receptor activity.